Molecule: messenger RNA, 6507 nt
Organism: Carassius auratus (goldfish)
Lineage: Eukaryota; Metazoa; Chordata; Actinopteri; Cypriniformes; Cyprinidae
Product: 5'-3' exoribonuclease 1-like
Exons: 42
Coding region: 325-5412 (1695 amino acids)
Biological process (GO): rRNA catabolic process; nuclear-transcribed mRNA catabolic process
Cellular component (GO): nucleus
Molecular function (GO): RNA binding; 5'-3' RNA exonuclease activity
Source: RefSeq, a predicted model, not a curated record
CUGGAAGAGUGUGCUGGAAGUUCAAUGAUAUUUUCUUGUAGUAAUGAAAAUUACAUAAGUAGGACUAUCUGUACAUUUUCACAUAAAUAUUCUGCUAGGUCCAUGACGUUUGUAAAAUCAAAUAUUACGUUUCUAUGAGUGUCGGAACAACAUUACAAGAUGUUACAUCACGCGAGUUUCCACACGGACAUUUUAUUGGCUGGACAGUAACAGCUCAUUCAGAAACAAAACCGACUAGCAAAAUCAGCCUAUGAAAUUCUGCUCACAUUGGCCUCUAUAUAAGUUUUUUCUUCAUUAUUUUUGUUUGAAUACUUACAUGAGAAGAUGGGGGUGCCUAAAUUUUAUCGCUGGAUAUCGGAGCGGUAUCCGUGUCUGAGUGAAGUUGUCAAAGAGCAUCAGAUUCCAGAGUUUGACAACCUUUAUUUAGAUAUGAAUGGGAUCAUCCACCAGUGUUCCCACCCCAAUGAUGAAGAUGUACACUUCCGUAUUUCUGAAGAGAAGAUCUUUGCUGACAUUUUCCACUACCUGGAGGUGCUCUUCCGCAUCAUCAAGCCCAGGAAAGUGUUCUUCAUGGCUGUUGAUGGUGUUGCACCCAGGGCCAAGAUGAACCAGCAGCGUGGAAGAAGAUUCAGGUCAGCAAAAGAAGCUGAGGAGAAAAUCAAGAAGGCCUUGGAGAAGGGUGAAGUCUUGCCCACAGAGGCCAGAUUUGACUCAAACUGCAUCACCCCUGGAACGGAUUUCAUGGCCAGGCUGCAGGAACAGCUGAAAUAUUUUGUUCACAAUAAACUGUCCACAGACAAAUCGUGGCAGGGAGUGAAUGUGUAUUUGUCUGGUCACGAGACCCCUGGUGAAGGAGAGCACAAGAUCAUGGAGUUCAUUCGUUCUGAGACCACCAGACCGGGUCAUGACCCAAACACAAGACACUGCCUUUAUGGUCUGGAUGCCGACCUGAUAAUGCUUGGCUUGACCAGCCAUGAGCCUAAUUUUUCUCUCCUCAGGGAGGAGGUUCGCUUCGGAGGCAAAAAGUCACAAAAGAGGAUAACAGCUCCUGAGGAGACGACCUUUCACCUGCUACAUCUUUCCCUUAUGAGGGAAUACAUCGACUAUGAGUUUUCAGAGCUCAGGAAUAAGAUCUCGUUUGAGUACAACCUGGAGCGGAUCAUAGAUGACUGGGUUCUGAUGGGUUUCCUGGUGGGCAACGACUUCAUCCCUCAUCUUCCUCACCUGCACAUCAAUCACGAUGCACUGCCGCUGCUCUAUCGAACUUACAUCAGCGUGCUGCCCAGUCUGGGGGGCUACCUGAAUGAAAACGGUCAUCUCAACCUUGCCAACUUUGAGAAGUACCUUGAGAAGUUGUCAGAAUUCGACCGGGAGCAUUUCAGCGAGGUGUUUGUAGAUCUGAAGUGGUUUGAGAGUAAGGUGGGGAACAAAUACCUGAACGAAGCAGCCGGGCUGGCAGCCGAGGAGGCCGGUGUCAAAGACAUGAAGAAGAGUAAGUCUGCAGAAGACUCCCUGUGUCUCGCCGCUCUUGGAGUCGAUGAGUCUCACAGCACUUCAGGAAGAGGCACAGAAGAAGACGGUGAAGAUGAUGACAUGUUUGAAACAGAGUUUCGACAAUACAAGCGCACCUACUACAUGACCAAGAUGGGCGUUGAAGUCGUCUCAGAUGAGUUUUUGGCCAAUCAGGCUAAAUGUUACGUGGAGGGGAUCCAGUGGAUCUUGCAUUACUACUACCAUGGAGUUCAGUCUUGGAGCUGGUAUUAUCCGAACCACUACGCUCCCUUCCUUUCUGAUGUGAGGAACAUCUCUAGUCUCAAGUUGGCCUUUGAUUUGGGCAAACCCUUCAUGCCGUUCCAGCAGCUCUUGGCUGUUCUGCCUUCAGCCAGCAAAGAGCUUCUUCCACAGUGUUACCAGCAUCUGAUGACGUCCCCGGGCUCACCCAUCGUUGAGUAUUACCCACAAGACUUCAAAACGGACCUGAAUGGCAAACAGCAGGAGUGGGAAGCCGUGGUGCUCAUCCCAUUUAUCGACGAGAAAUGCUUGUUAGCUGCUAUGGAGCCCUACACUGUUAAACUGACUCCAUCAGAGAAGGCCAGGAACAGACAUACAGAGUGUGCCGUCUACUGCUUUGAUAAAGAGCUGGACUAUGUCUACAACUCCCCCCUCCUCCAGCUCUUUCCUAACAUCCUCCACUGCCACGUCAGGCAAACACCGAUCCCGAUGGAUGCCUGGCGUGUCCCACUGGAUUAUGUAGGCCAUAGGGUUGACCGAGGAGCUCUUUAUUUUUGUGGCUUCCCCACCUUACAGCACAUCCGUCAUAAAUUUUAUAAGAAGAAAACUGGAGUGACUGUGUUUCAACAAAGCAGCAGAGGGGAGAACAUGAUGCUGGAGAUUUUAGCCAGCCAGGAGCUGGAACAGGUGGAAGAUGUUGCAGCUCUGGUUCUUGGAAAGCCUUUGUUUGUGAACUGGCCCCAUUUGACGGAAGCUCGGGUUGUAGCGGUUUCAGAUGGAGAAACAAAGUUUUCUUUGGACGAACCAUCACAGGUGCUGUAUCUGGGUGACACCCCACCGCCUACUAAAGUCACCCGUCUGACUGAUAAAGAGCAGAAGGACUGGGUCAAAGAUGUUCAAGGCCUCUCAGAGCACUUCGGCAAGCGCAAAGGCAUUGUGAUCAAUGAGACAGAUGUUGUGGUAUACGGCCAGCUGCUGACAGGCAGGAAGUAUGUGAUUGGUCAGAGCGGAAAGGUCCAUUUGGAAAAGCAGUUUGCCAAACAGGUCCUGCCCUUUCCAUACCAGACUGUCGUGAAGGAUAUCAAAGCGUUUGAUUCAUCAUUGGCUCGCUUCAAGACACUGGAGGAGCUGUUUCCCCCAGGAACUGUUGUCUUUAUGGUUGGAAACCCAUAUUACGGUGCAAUGGGAGAUGUGCAAGAUUCUAGUGACGUCAUCAGUGAGGGGCGGGUCAGAGUGGUCUUCUCUGUACCGUGUGAACCUCAGCUUGAUGGCUUAAAACAGAACCAGCAUAAAUACUCUGUGAAGUACAGUCCCGGGUACGUGCUUGCCUCCCGCCUUGGUGUCACCAGCUACCUCGUCUCACGGUUCUCCGGAAGCAUCUUCAUUGGAAGAGGAUCCAAGAAAAAUCCUCAUGGAGAGCAAAAAGCCAACGUGGGUCUUAAUCUCAAGUUCAACAAGAAGAACGAGGAAGUUCCAGGCUACACCAAGAGAACGGAGAAAGAGUGGCUCUACUCGGCUGCUGUAGAGGAACUCUUAUCUGAAUACUUGGAGAGAUUUUCAGAGCUGUUUGACUUUGUAGCACGAAACAGUCACGAUGACGUCUUUUAUGAAGAUGACAUCUGGCCAGGAGAAGAUGAGAAUGGCACUGAAAAGAUCCAGGAGAUCCAGGGCUGGCUGAGAAACCAUCCAGUCAGUUCCUCUUCCCGAGCUUCAUGUGAUCUGCAGAUCCUGGACGCCGGCAUUGUGGAGAAGAUUGAAGAAGAGCUGGAGAAAACAAAAGCAAAGAAGUCGAACAAGAAAGUACGGGUCACUGUGAAGCCCCACUUGGUUUUUAGGCCUUUGGAGCAGCAGCACGGUGUUGUUCCAGAUCCUGACGCAGAGUACCAUCUGUUUGACCGUGUGGUCAAUGUGAGAGAAAGCUUCUCUGUUCCUCUCGGCCUUCGAGGAACCGUCAUUGGCAUCAAAGGAGCUGAGCGCGAGGCUGAAGUUCUGUAUGAAGUGCUGUUUGAUGAGGAGUUUGCUGGAGGACUCACUGUCAGGUGCUCUCCGGGACGUGGCUAUCGACUGCCCCCCAGUGCCUUAAUCAACCUGAGCCACGGCAGCAGAAAGGAGCAUGGCUCUCACAAACUCACUGCGAUCGUCAAACCCCAGCCCUCAUCCUCAUCUCAUUACACUCACAAGAGUCAGCUGGGAGGCCUUAACCACUCGCCAUGCUCACCGUUUAUACCUACGCAGCAGCAGAAUGGUCGACAGAGUUUUAAUCUCAGGGCCGACACUCAGGGCAACAGAAACUCACCUCACAAAGCCCUCAGCCAGAAAAACCAACACAAGGGCUCUAGGAAUGAGAAAGAGUUCAGUAAUGUUUGGCAGUCUCUUCAGAGUUCAGGAAUGCCCCAGAAACCACCGGCUCACUGGCAAAAUAAGGCUGGGAGAAGCAGUGGACCGAUGCCACAUCAGCAACAGCUGGAAGGACAGAGCAAACAAAGCCAAGGCAACAACCCAUCCAGCAAACUUGCCUCCGGUGGCAAUAUUAGACUUCUGAAGAGAAAUGAGGAUGUGAAUAUGGAUUUCGUGCAAAGGCCUUCAAAUAAGGCAUCUACGGAAUUUGAGGAGCUUAUAGCCAAUCUGAAGAUCUCGAAGGAUUCUGAGCAUGUCCAGAAUCAUUCACCUACAGAGCCCAAGAACCAAUCAGGAGAGCCUCUUUCCCCACAGUCCUUUGCCAUGAAAGGAACUCUGGUGUUGAAAGAAAUGUUGAAGAUUGACUCUGGACCCAGUGGCCCUGAUUGCACCGGUGGCCAGGAUCCAGCAAACCCCAGUGUUCAGCAGCAGGGCAAGAGGCGCUCCAGCAAAAAACUAGCUGCUCGGAUAAAUAGUCCUCAGACUGAUGUUCCAGCAGCGGCUCCUCGUCCUCCUUUGGCUGGCCAGCCACCCCUCCUGCCCAGCCUGGCCACUGAACUCGGGCGUGUGUGCAUGGGCCUUGGGAUGGGACCUCCAGAGUUUGCCAUCCUCCACAACAGACAGAGUCUGACAGUGUGUCAGGUGAAGUUGUCUAAUGGCCUGCUGGUUCACGGUCCUCAGUGUCAAUCUGAAACUGAAGCUAAAGAGAAAGCUGCUCUCUUUGCCCUUCAACGAUUGAACUCACUGGGUGCAUUGCCACUCCCUCCUCCCAUAUUCCCCGGAGUCCAGCAGAUGAGGCCACUUGCACCUCAUCCCUCCAUGUUUGGUCCCCCGGCAGGUUGUCUUCUGAUGCCCCCACAAGGCUAUGGACCUCUUCAUUGGGGGAUGCAGUUUCCCCACCAGGGCCAGCCGUUCUAUGGGGGGACUUUCCCUGGAGCACAGGCCCAUGUGCCAUUAGCACCCAGCGGAUCCCACAAUCAGUUUGUUCCCCUACAGGUGACCAAGAAGAGAGUUUCAGGCAGGACCAAGAACCAAGAGGCCAAGGAAGUGUCCGGCAGCUCUGCCUAUUCUGGCCAGACCCCAAGCGCUGGACUGGCUGCUUCUCCCCCAAUGCCUGAAUCAGCCCCCAAGACCCCCCCACCCAUCAGCACCCACGAGCCCACAGAUAAGUCCACCCCCAAGACGCCCAGGCAGAACGCCAAUCCUCACACGCCCGGCUCGGCCUCCAAGCGGAAAAACCGGAAACUGGCGGUCAAUUUCGAGGCUGCUAAAGUGACGGACUGAAAUCAUUUUCCUGCGCUAUCCCUCUUAAAGGGGAAAACCCCACAUUUCACAGCAUGAAACAAGAUUGGUUUGAGUGGAGAGGUAGUGGGGGAAAAUGUUUUAUUGAUAUUGAUUACUGCACAAAAAUAAUCAUGAAAUGGGUUUUACAUUUACCUCAGCGUUUUCCUUUUUUUUUUUUUUUUUUUUCAAAUCAGAUCCUUAAUCUUUUAUCAUGUUCACUGGUUAUUUUGUGAUGCUGGAUUUUACUAUUCAAAGUGCAAUAAUUAGUUUUGUAGACGGGACGUUAUGCACAAGGAAGGAAUACAAUGUGGCACAAGCUGCUGCAAUACAUCUUUACUCUCAUUUCAUUGUUUCUCUGUUGCACAGUGUUGCAGUCCUGCACGGAAGGAUACAGAUAAUGCUAUCACAUGGUAUUACUCAGAAAGCAGUAAAGCUGUCAGACUGAACUCUUGAUCUAGUUUCAGAGGUUCAAAUUAAGACCAGUUCUGAAGAUUUGUUGGAAGCGUUCUAUGGAAUAUUACAUAGACCUAAAAGAGGAGUUAAAACCAGCUCAUUAUGUUCACCAAACCAGGAAGCACUCUGAUUUAAGCAAAUGUGGAUUAAUGAAUGUCUCUGUGUUUGUGUAUAUAAGACUAAACAUGGUCAGGCAGGGGAUACAAACUUCAACACGAUAGUAAGAUGCCUUUCUAAUAUGAUGUUGCUCGAAUUGUGAACAAUUUAAACUGGUUUUAUUUUUGUAUUAGCCUACCUUUAUUUCUUGGGGAGCUGUUUGAGUUCUGUGGUUUUAAAAUGAAUUUUGUGUAUUUAGAUCUAUGGAUUUUAUAUGCACCAUUUUACAAAUGGAUAAAUUAACAAUUGUUAAUAUUUCUAUGCUGGCACCCUUUUUCUUUUCAUCUUCUUUGCGUAUUUGUAUCCUACCAGAUCUCUUUUGUCCAAGUUUUAAAAGAUUGCAAGUAAACCCUUUUAUUUUUAAUGACAUUUGAGUUGUUUAUUUAAUGACUUAAAACCAGUAUGACAAAAAAUUAGUGCACCUCCUAGCAGGAUGGUGUGCUGGACAUUUUGUUAUCGUAAUAAACAUUUUGCUAUCAUAAUGCC